Lodderomyces parapsilosis is the source of this 2337-nucleotide messenger RNA. It is a transcript of the gene MNN12, whose product is annotated as alpha-1,3-mannosyltransferase. Gene Ontology annotation, biological process: protein O-linked glycosylation. Gene Ontology annotation, molecular function: alpha-1,3-mannosyltransferase activity. NCBI's taxonomy places the organism in Eukaryota, Fungi, Ascomycota, Pichiomycetes, Serinales, Debaryomycetaceae. Gene Ontology annotation, cellular component: Golgi apparatus. Bases 1 to 2337 code for a protein of 778 amino acids. The record is from RefSeq and is a predicted model, not a curated record. The transcript has a single exon.
AUGAUUGAGAAACUUACCAAGAAUAGAUCUAAUCAACGCACAUUUGUAUACACAGGAGUGGUAAUAUGGCUACUUGUCAUUAAUAUUUGGCUAUUUUACACCUACCAUUCACGUAAUAGUGAUCUGCGAUACUUGUCAAAAUCUUCCAUAUACGAUCAAUACGAUCCUGCAAAUGUUCAACCACCACAACUGCCUCAAUUGCUAGAUAAACAUCCAUCAGCAAAGACAUUCAAGGAUGAUAUCACCGUCAAGUUAUUACAAAAACAGCAACUGAAGGAAAAAGAUAUACGUAAAAUAGAUGCUCAUGCAACCAUAUACAACAAGAUCUUUGCCAACCAUGAAAUUGACUCCAUUUUCGGCAAUCUAAAUUUUCAACAACGAUGCGAUUUAUUUUUCCAAAACUUGUUUAUUGAUGACAAGAAUUGGAUUUUCAGAGUUAAUGAAAAAAUCGAAUUGGAGAAUAAACAUGAGUUCAAGUUUAAUGAUUGGAGAAAGAAUCAUUUGGAAGAUUAUAAAAAGGAUUUUGCUGAAAAGAACAACAAGAAUAAAGAUGAAGUUGAGAAAACACCCGAGUUUGAAACAUUUAUCAGAAAGGGGUAUGAAGAUUUUUGGAAUCGCACAAUGACUUAUGAACAAAAAAUUGUUGAUCACGUGUCGAUUUUAAGAAUUUUCAAUAAAUGUUAUCUUACUAGCGACAACUCGACUCAGAUUAAACGUACGGAAGAGUUUAUUCAGAAACAACAUAAGCUUAUCCAUGGGAUCAAUUUAGCUUCCAAGAGUGGGAAAGGAGUACCAUCAUUUUCCUACACUAAGCAAGAAAAUCUCAUCAACUUCAAAUCAAUCAAGCAUAGUGCUUUUGAACAUCGUGUUUACCCAUGGUUAUCAUUUGAAUAUCCUAUAUAUGAACGAUUCACUGGGGAAGUUUUUUACAAACCACCACAAAUGUCGAAAUUCGUCAAGGAUGAGCUGCAAAAGACUUCAAAAUCAUACAAGGAUUCAGAACAGAUGGAUUUCUUUUUGAAUCGAUUCAAGAACAAAUGUAACGGAAAGGGUAUUGUUUUAUCCAUUGGUGAUGAUCAUGUUGACGAUACAGUACGAUUAAUUCAUUUACUUCGAGCAUUAAACAAUAAAUUGCCAAUACAAAUUGUCUAUUAUGAUGAUAUACUGGAAGAAACCAAAAAGAAAAUUGUCACUGCUGGACGUGAGGUUAUAGCGACAUUACCUAAAUCAUUUGAUAAAGUAGCUCAUCACUUUCCACCAGAUUACCUCAAGAACGAGAAGGGAUUACCUGAACAAGAAAUUUGGUUUGUCAACACUUAUAAUGUCAUUCAUAGUGAUUACAAGGAUAAAUUUAAAAGAUUCGCCAACAAGUUUCUUGCUACAUUUUUUAAUUCAUUUGAAGAAAUCAUGUUGAUUGAUGCUGAUACAGUAAUGAUGCAAACACCAGAAUAUUUCUUCAAUUUGCUAGGGUAUAAGCGAUCAGGAACAUACUUCUACAAGGAUAGAACCACAUUCGAAACAAGACCAAUGUCAGAUGCGGUUUUUUUCAAAAAAAUCGGACCUUCCGUUAUUGAUUCAAUCAUGUUUGAUAUCCCCAUUAUGACGAAAUAUACCUUGGAUACCGAUUUUUUCAAAGGCUUAUUCCAUUAUCAAGAAUCGGGGUUGGUUAUGCUUAAUCGGAAAAUCCAUUUCAAUGCAUUACUAAUGAUGUUUCAAUUGAAUUUUUAUGAACCAGUGACAAAGAGAAGUCAUGGUGAUAAAGAAUUAUUCUGGUUAGCGAUGGCCAUUUCCGGUGAGGAGAAUUAUGUAUUUGAUGAAAACUAUGCCGCUGCUAUUGGUGUUACGACACCAGCUUCAGAUAGACCCAAAGUUGAUGGCCACACGCCUCGUGAAUCAGUAGAACUAUGUUCACCUCAUCCAGGUCAUGUAUCUAGUGAAGAUAAUGCCCUUGUAUGGAUCAAUUCCGGGUUCUUGUACUGCUCCAAAUCACCACAAUUGGAUUUUGAAAAGGAAGCUGAACAUAAAGAUCGAUUAAAAUGGUUACAUACUGCCGAAGAGUUUAAAGCAUUUUAUACUAGUCCAUUGAGAAUCCAAUCGGCGAUAAUCCCUCCCAUGGAUUUACACAAUUGGGCCAUUAACAAUGAUGACGAACCUAGUCGAGGUUGGUUUAUGGAUAGUCGAUAUUGCUCGGGGUACAUGUGGUGUGCCUAUCUGUCAAUUGGUGGGACAACCAAGACGGGUGAGAAUAAUAAACGUGUUGGUAGGGUUAUUGAUUUUAGUGUUCGUGAACAGGAAAUGUUUCAAUAUUAUGGAGAUAUCUGGGUCGGACUAGAAUAA